AUGUCGACGGCAAGUGAGGCGUUGGGGCCUGGCCAUGAAAUCGACAAGGAAGCUGUCCCUGAACAUUGUGAAAAACUGCCCGAUUCCAAAGGCUUUGAAGGGAACCAGGCACAGACGAUUAUAUCUUCCUACACCGGCAAUCCGGAAUGGAGUCCUACAGAAGAAAAAAGGCUGGUUCGCAAGAUAGAUCUCCGUCUCAUGUCAUUGCUGGCCUUGUCGUAUGGCUUGCAGUAUUAUGACAAGGCGUUGCUUGGACAGGCCGCAAUCUUUGGCCUUCGAAACGACCUGCAUUUGGAUAUUGGGAAUCGCUUCUCGUUUUCAGCUGCAAUCUUCUACCUGGGCUUCUUGGUUGGAGCCACCCCCGCAGUCAUGCUGGCGCAGCGGUACCCUAUCGAACGGGUUAUUUUCUCUGUUGUGUGCCUCUGGGGGGUUUGUCUUCUCUGCACCAUCGCUUGCCAUAACUAUCAGGGUCUCUACGCCCAGAGGUUCGCGCUAGGUGUGUUGGAAUCGGGGGUGUCCCCGAUAUUCAUGAUGUCUGUCGGGGCGUUUUACAAGCGUGGCGAGCAGGUUUUGCGGAUGGGAAUCUGGUACAGUGCAACCGGGUUUGUGGCCAUCUUCUCCCCGCUAAUUAACUAUGCGUUGGGGCAUAUAAAAUCUGGCCCACUGCCACCCUGGAAGUACAUGUAUAUCGUGGCGGGUGUUAUUACCAUUCUCUGGUCCUUUGUUCUUCUACAAUACUUUCCACCAGACCCUGUCAAUGCCCGCGGAUUUACACAGAGAGAGCGGUAUAUUGCCAUCGCCCGCCUCCGCAUCAACAACUCUGGUGUCCGCGACACGCACUUUAAGAAGGAACAAGUACGGGAAUUACUGGUAGACAUCAAGUUUUGGCUCCUCUUCAGCAUCGCCUUUCUCGGCAUGAUCCCCAAUGGCCCCGGUUCAACCUUCAUCCCCAUAAUUAUCAACGGGUUCGGCUUCAGCACGCUGAAUACACUACUCCUCAAUGCGCCGUACGGAUUCAUUGCCGGCGUCGGGAUUCUCUGCUUCUCCUACACGGCCUACAGGGUCAAGAACGCCCGAACCCUCAUCAUGUUUUCCGGCUACGCCAUGACCAUCAUCUCAUCCCUGCUCUUCUGGCUGCUCCCAAAAUCCCAACGGGGCUUGUUGCUCUUCGCCUGCUACAUCUUCCCGUUCUGGGGCGCUAGCUUUUCCCUGACCAUGUCGUACGUCCCCAUAUAUAUUCCCCGCCCCCAACUCCAAAUUCCCGUGGCGCAGGAAUGGCCUCGGUGUAUGGUAUUGAUGCACGCUAACCUUUCCCAAUCUCCGCCCUCCAUCAGACUCUGCACUGCGAAUACAGCCGGAUACACCAAACGCUCGCUCGCCUCGUCCGGUGUAUUCCUCGGUUACUGCCUAGGGAAUUUUGUUGCGCCCUUGCUGUUCAAGUCAGAGGAUGCCCCGCGCUAUGAGCCCGGGUUUAUUGCCGUCAUCGCCUGCUGCGCUGCGGCGGGCGUCCUCAGCCUCGUCUACCGCUACAUCUGUGUGUGGGAAAACAGGGGCAGGGACCGGUCUGGUAUUGCCGAGGCGUUUGAUCAUGCAUUUGAUGAUGAUUUGACGGAUAUAAAGAAUAGGCAGUUUCGGUAUGGGUACUGA
Messenger RNA from Aspergillus calidoustus, 1647 nucleotides. The record is from the annotation of a GenBank genome assembly. NCBI's taxonomy places the organism in Eukaryota, Fungi, Ascomycota, Eurotiomycetes, Eurotiales, Aspergillaceae.